CCGAGCCGAGCGGAGCAGUGAACAACGGCCCCGCGGAGCCGGUGGCAUGGUCCGUGUGACGCGUCGUGUGCAGCUGUGUUAGUGUGUCCGGUUGUCGGUGCCCUCAUGAUGUAGGCCGGUGAUCCUGCUGGAGGACAGAGCUGUGAAAUUCCUACACCUGUAGAGAAAAAACACAGCAGGAGAAUCAAAGGCCAAAGAAGCAGGCGUCUGUAAUUCAUGUGCUUCUCAGUGUCUGCUGGGCAAGAUGAGUACAGACAGACCCAAACGCAAUAUCAUUAAGAAGAAAUAUGACAUCAGUGAUGGGAUGCCGUGGUGUGAAGAACGUCUGGUUCGGAAAGUUCUUUUCCUCUCGCUCAGGGAAUUCCGAGACACACACCGUGCAACACACAAACACUCACAAAUACACACACGUGCACACAAACACACGUCAAAAAGUACACUUCUACAUGGUCCGCGAACACAGACAUUACCUAACACGCACACUCAAAAAACCACACGCAAACGACAGAGUGUCCAGGGCUCACAACAAAAGGUCCCUCACAGACCUCCUAACACACAUACACAGAAAAACACACACAGCUCACAAAAUAUACAAUUUUCAAAACACAUACAUCGUCAUGAACAUACCAACCAAGGGCAAAAAACGAACUUGUCUCAGGAUUUACACACACCAAAAGCUAUAUGUACCUACACACUACCGCAACUGCAGACAAAGUCAAAAAUGUAUGCAGGGAAAAUUACACAUCAUGAGCAGCAUACAGACACACAAGUCCACUCCCACACGUUCCAGAGGAAUACUGAGUCGACCAGGACACUACGCUCACAAAAAACACAACAUACUCGGCUGCUGCCCAUCGCCAAAUACUCACAAACUGAAAAACACAAGCACUCAGUGAAAAACAGCUGCACUUCUGGAAACUCAAGGAUGUUGCUGAGCGGCCCUGUCCCGUCCAGGAGUCUGAGAUCACACACUCCUAAGAGACUCAAUGGUGUUCUGGUUAACGGCCUCAGCCGCUGUCAGUCCCUCCUGUCCACUGGUCCCAGUUGGAGCUGGCCCUUACAGACACGCCCUCCACAGCGGCGCCCUGCCAGCAUUCAUCUUGACAAGGAUGACCCCAACAGCAAGAGACCGAGGCUGCAAGCACAGAGGAAGUUUGCCCAGUCCCCUCCCAGCUCUCCAGGACCACCAGCACUGAUGACAUCAGCACAGAGCAACCACAGUCACAACGUGGCCGUAGUCACCUGUCUGACCCGACGACGACCCAAGACUGAGGACUUCUUGUCUUUUCUCUGUUUGAGAGGUUCAGCAGCCCUGCCAAGCAACAUGUCCUUCUUAGCAAGUGGACGAAAGAGGGAGCCAUCCGGAAAUCAGCGUCUUGAUGCCUGUCUCUCCACCAAUCACAGGACUGCAGCUGAUGGAAAGAAAAGUAUAUUCAGCCGAACAGCAGUGCAGAGGGACUCGAGGCCUCUGAGAGGGAGAACUGGAGGCUCCCUCUGUGCUCUUACGGCUCGAGAACAGAGCAGGAGGGAAAAAGGGGGGAGAGAGGACGAACAUCGGAGGAUGAGAAGAGAAAGGAUGGAGGAGGACAGGAGAGGGGGGGCUGGGAGACACCUUGUGAGGCCCCGCCAGCUCUCCCUACAGGUCAGGAGGACGAACAAGGUUGCCGUGGUGACUGGAGUUGCUAAAGAAAUAACUUCCUGUGUCAAGCCAGUCCCUCCCUUAAAGCCUAGCGCAGGGGUUGGCAGUAGACGAUCCCCCAGGUCCUGCACAAGAUCAAGCAAUACCUGUAAACCAAGAGGCCAUCCCAAAAGCAAACCCCAGGAAACCAGCAGCAAACAGAUCUCCCGGCAAAGCAACCACCAGCUGCCUCGAAAACACCACCUUCCUCUCCACCACCGAACAGUCAUUAACUGCCAUAGCAAGACCUUCCGUAGUCUUCAGAACUCAGGGAAAAAAUCCAACAGGACCCCGGCUCAAAUACCACUAACUAAUGGCUCAGUCAUCAGAGAGCUAAGUGAGAACCCUGGGGUCCUGAGGUUAUCCAGAAGAAGGAGAGGUCUCCCACCAGACACCAGCCCUGCCCCUCCCAGUCAGGUUGCUUUGGACAAGAACUCAAAGAAGUGCAGAGCAGUGCAAAACAACAAAGGUGACGUCUCACUGCAGAAUGAUUGCCAUAUUGGUGGGAUGCUACAGGAAGAGGCCAGCAGUGAUAAAGAUGUCAGAGAGGAGUGUGUGAACCAUGUGGGUAAAAUCCCUGGGAGCAACAGUCAGGACAGAUGCGGCCAUGUGGGAGAGAUGAGCCUUGAGAGGGAUGGUGGUGUUGGUGACGACCUGCACGACCAGGCGACUUUUGGAAAAUUGAGUAUGGCAAGCACUAUUGCUCCCGAGGCCUCUAAAGAAAGGGCCAACUUUACCAACAUCAUCUCAGACUAUGGCCUUGGCCCUGUCAGCGAGGUCAUAGUCAGACAUAAAAGGCUCCAGAGAAAUCAGUCCACUUCAUCCACAAUACCCAAGCCAAUCACCAGGACUACUGACUCUAGGACUGUUGCCAGAGCUGCCACUCCCAGGACCACUCUAGCGCAAGCUGCUAUCAACUCAGAGACAUCUGUAUAUGUACACACUGAACCAUCAGGCACAUAUUCUGCCCAGCACACUGCUAAGGUAACUAACAAAUGUACUAGCAAGGACACUGCCAAGUGUACUUCUCCAACCAGCAGUCACUCUAUCCCCAAUUCCCAAGGUGCUGUAAAAGACUCUUCCAAUGGUUCUCCAGAGGACUCGGCUAAGGUCAUUGCACCUGUCAGUAGCUGUUCGAGCACUUCCAAGGGCUCGACGAAGGGCCUUACCCAGACCAAGUCUACUACCUCAGCUGUGAAGACCAGGACCAGCCCUCGAACUAUUUUGAAAAGAUAACACCUGAGCUACAUCUGAAAAACGAGUCAGUGUUCAAAUAAUAGAUCAACCAUAAUUAGAACAAUAUUUAUUGGAUCAUAAUUGGAUACUAUUAAGGAUAGGUGAUGUAGGGUGAUGGCUAUUGGCUGGUUGGAUUUGAAAUAGUGGCUUGCCAGUGAUAGUGGGAUCAUUUUAAUUCAUUAUAACUAAAAUAAAUUAUUGACAGACAGCAAAGAGGGAGACAUGUUGUAUACUUGAUUGUAAAGUGAAAACACUGAUUUCUGAAGCUUCCCUGCUUUAUCCUACAUAGUAGUUUGGUAUGUGUAUUAUAUUCAGAAGGAAAGGACACUGGCUAAAUCGGUGCACAUUAAUUAAAGCUAGGGUUGGCUACACUUAAAAAAUGCAACUGAUACAUCACUUCCAUCGGCCCUCUUUUCAAAGCUACGUCCUCAAAACACAUGAGUGUGCACUGGCUGAUAACUGCUAAAAGCUGACUUUUCCGUGACUGUCGUCUCUGCUUACCAACCCUACCAAGCAGUUAUUCUUAUUUGCCUUUGCUCUGGUGUUUUCGUUGUGGUCGUUGGGAACCCACUGCCAUUUAAUGUAAACAGGAAUCAUCUGUUCAAGGUUGUCUGGAUUAAAAACAUUCAAGUCUUACGAGUUCCUCACCACGAAUCCUUGGGAGGAGCAAAGAAGAAGUUCGACUUUUUAAGACUGUCAAAGUACAAGUGAAACACUUAUAUGAUCCACGAGACAGGUUUACUGGCAGUUAUCAUUUUCCUGUUCAUUGAAAAAUCCCUUCCUAAAUCACUUUUAGUGGAAGUGAUGGACGACAGAACUGUUUUUGAGACUCCUGAAACCUCAUGACAUAUCCAUACAAACUUUUGAACGUAAUCUUGUGCAGAAUGAGGAGGAUGGCUGUUCCGUUCAUAAUCAUUCAAUUCUGAUAAAGUUUCUUGUAACAGCCAUUUUGAACGGGAGAAAUGAUUACAGCGAGAAACCCUGUUUUAACAUUCAUAUGGGCAUCCAAGUCACCAGCUCUUCACCAGCCUAAAGCUGCUUUCAGAUAUACACUGAACUCUGGAGAUCCUUUGAACAUUCUUUGGAGAGGCAAAUGUCCAAAGGGGAACCCCCGGACUUUCUUUGGACUUUCCCUAGCCAGCCCCCUCAUAAAACGUCCGCAGAUAGUCCGUAGUAGGCGAUGUGAGAACACAGCAGGAGAUCCUCCGCAGGAUUCACCGUGACCGAUGCAAAAAAAAAAAAAAAAACACGAAGCAAACAAAUAUCUCAGGAUGAAAAAGAGGUGCCAUACACAUGGAAGACUGAAGAUGUCAAGAGUUUUUGGUGCUAAGGGAUGGAGGUGCUGUAAAUAAAUGCACAUGAUGGCUGCAGCAGAAUGAUUAUGUGGCAUCGUGUCUCUGCCUGCCGCUCCACCCUUCACCUGCCGCUCCACCCUUCACCUGAACACUCCGGAGAUUUCUGUGUUGCUGUGAACGGGUCUGAGCAGAGAAUCUCCUGCUGUGAAGAAAGUCCAGACCCAAUUCUCCAGACAUCCUCUGGAGGUAAUGUCUGAAAACUGCUUAUGUAACAUCAGGAGAUUCUUCAGUCCACUGUCCUUCUUUAUGGAAAACCCCUUUUUGAAGUAGGUCACAUGUGAAAUAUACAAGAACAACAAUGGUGUUGUUUACCUGUGUUUUUUGGAUCUUUUUACGUUUUUAUUGCCCGCUCUGUACCCACCGACCUGGUGUGUGAGAAACAGCGGUGGCUGCGUACUCACAUGCAGCUUGCUUGUUUCUGAGUCGUGUGGUCUGAUACUUUUGUAAAUAUAAGAGGACGUAUGUUUUGUGAGGCGGCUGUAGACAGAAACUGUACAAAGAAUUUCUUGCGGUUUGACCUUCACUGUUAAUGUGACCAUCAUAUUUGACUGUAUGAACCCUGUAGAUGUUGUGGAUUUUACUGGACCGUCAGAAGGUUUUAGGAUGACAUCAGGUGCUAUCCGGUGCUAUUAAAUUGCCCAUUGGAUUUCUUUGGGUUAGAUGAGUAGUAGAGCUGUGUGGUUGUACUGGAUAAUAUGAGUCAGCACAUUCAUGUUGCACAUUUCCACACAGUACAAACAACCUGUGUAAAAGAAAUAACUGUCUGACAGCGGUGACCACUGCUGCCUUUGCUUUAUUUUAAACACUUUCCAGGAAAAACGUAGUUGUUCCCACCAUAAAAUAAGUAACUGACAAAUGUAUUUGUAAAUUAACUAUUUAUGCGCCGUCCAUAUGUAUCAGUCUAAAUCAGCAGUUAGUGUGUUCAUUUAUAACAUGUUCAAAUUUAAGUUAUGAAUAAAGGCAUGAAUCCGUUUGAGCUGCAGAACUUUGAUCAAACCUACACUGUUGUUAUUUCUUAAUGUAAGUAUGUGGUUUGUAGAGGAAGCAGUCGUUUACAACUCACUACAAAAGCUCCUUUUUGAAUACUUCCAUUUUAAAGUGAAAGCUCUUCCACUUGAUAACGAUACUGUGAAGCAUUGCUUAACACCGACCCAUCAGGGUGCUCUUCCAUAAAGAAUAAAUCGGUUCACCACACAAUGACACUGUCAAACCCUAACACCACAGCUUUGUUGUAAAAGUGCUUCCUUUUUAAACCAAACAAUUGUUUUAAGUAUCAGCUGUUUCCUCAUGUUUGGUAUUUCCAUUGAAUUAUCACAUGUCAGAGUGUCUUGUGUUUAAUGCUUGCUGCUAUGUAAAGUGAAUUCAUCAGUGAUCACUCGUUCCACAGUUCGUUGCUGCAGACUAUCACUGGAUGUAAACGGUGUAUGACUCAUUGCUGAGGGGAUCUUCAGAUCUACUAGGUGCUGACAUUUGCAUGAACAUGUGCGUAUUAUUCAGCACCUCACACAAUUAAUUUAGCUGUGGCGAUGAUUUUCAAUUGCAAAGGUUAGCAAUAUAAUUGUGUUUCUUGCAGCGUCUGUGUGUCAUGUGGACAGCGACAAGUUUUCCUCCGAAAUGGGUCCUCGAAUAAAUCAAUUCAUGCUAGUUACCGGUAAAACAACUUUUAAGCGUUAUUGAAGUUUAUGAGCAAACUUGUUCAGCCCCAAGUGAACAUGAAAACAUCUGUGCAGGGAAAGUGUAAAAAGUCUGUGGAAAUGUCAAUGAUAUGAAUGAGAAUUUGUAAUAAAAUUUCUUUGUGC
Molecule: messenger RNA, 6068 nt
Organism: Pleuronectes platessa (European plaice)
Lineage: Eukaryota; Metazoa; Chordata; Actinopteri; Pleuronectiformes; Pleuronectidae
Exons: 8
Coding region: 245-2914 (889 amino acids)
Source: RefSeq, a predicted model, not a curated record